Molecule: messenger RNA, 1064 nt
Organism: Rana temporaria (common frog)
Lineage: Eukaryota; Metazoa; Chordata; Amphibia; Anura; Ranidae
Gene: EXOSC5
Product: exosome component 5
Exons: 6
Coding region: 84-731 (215 amino acids)
Biological process (GO): nuclear mRNA surveillance; poly(A)-dependent snoRNA 3'-end processing; rRNA catabolic process
Cellular component (GO): cytoplasmic exosome (RNase complex); nucleolus; nuclear exosome (RNase complex)
Source: RefSeq, a predicted model, not a curated record
AUUCCGCCGGUCAGGCAGGACAAGGGCAACCUGGGCGGGAUGAGGACCCCGGAAGUGCUACGCACGUUGUAGUCAGGAGAAGGAUGGAGGCGGUAGAAUCGAGUCUGCGGGAGGUUGGCUGUGAGCAGAGCCUGCUGAGCCGGCCGGACGGCUCCGCCAACUUCAUGCAGGGAGAUACCUCAGUCUUGGCUGGAGUCUAUGGACCAGUAGAAAUUAAAAUCAGCAGAGAGUUGCAUGAUAAAUCCACCAUCGAGGUGAUGGUUAGACCCAAGGUGGGUUUACCUGCAAUACAAGAGAAGAACCAGGAGCAGUUAAUUCGAGAGACAUGCGAGUCUGUAAUUCUAGGCACCCUGCACCCCCGAACAUCGAUCACUGUUGUACUACAGAUCAUUAAUGAUGCCGGUUCUUUACUUGCCUGCUGUCUUAAUGCGGCCUGCAUGGGCUUGAUGGAUGCAGGGAUCCCUAUGCGCGCCCUUUUCUGUGGUGUCACAUGUGCACUGGAUGCCGAUGAUCAGUUAAUCCUCGACCCCAAUUCUAAACAGCAAAAGGAGAGCCGUGCAGUGUUAACCCUUGCAAUAGAGAGUACAGAGAAUAAGGUGUUAAUGGUUUCCUCCCGAGGCAUGUAUUCACCUGCAGAGCUCCAGCAGUGUAUUGCCGCUACCCAGAUCUCUGCCCAAAAAAUCUUCCAGUUCUACAGGGACUCUGUGAAGAGGAGAUAUUCCAAAUCGUGACCAAGGAGAGCUCUUCAGUUGCAUUUUCCUGGAAGGAAUCUUUGUACACAUAUCUGAAUUAGCCUUUAUUUCCUUAUGCUAGAAAGAAUUCCCCUGGCCCUUUAUUUUUUUUUAUACUUGCUAAGUGUUUUUUUUUUUUUUGUAAUAUGCUUCUGUCCAUGGCUUACAAAUCAUCUGCCCACGUACAGCCCACUUUAUCUGUUAAUGUGAUGAAGCACUUAAAGGAGAACAUCGGUUACAUUAGAAUUGACAUAAUCUGGGGUUUUGUAUGUCUUUGGUUUAAAAGUCAAGUUCAGAAUUAAAGUGGACCGACCAAAAUAAUCGCACAAUGCA